This is a messenger RNA of Colletotrichum lupini, 564 nucleotides long. RefSeq lists its product as uncharacterized. NCBI's taxonomy places the organism in Eukaryota, Fungi, Ascomycota, Sordariomycetes, Glomerellales, Glomerellaceae. The annotation marks the transcript as partial. The record is from RefSeq and is a predicted model, not a curated record. The transcript has 3 exons.
AACCGUCUCCAGUCCCUGAUUGCGAGUCCUCUUUUCUCCCACUCGCAACCUCACAAUCUCAUCUCCUCUGCCUAUCCGAAGCUUCUUCCUACAUACGAAAUGGCGCACAACAUGACCGACGCUGAGCUCGACCUCGACUGGCAGCCCAAUGGCCGCCGCCCUCAAUCUACCAUUGCUCGUUCCUUCUCCCAGGAGCUUGCCGACAUCUUCCGCCUCGACGAACCCGUCACAGACGAGAAGCUUGACCAACGAAAGCAGAAUGUCCAGAGCCAGACAAGCGAGCUUGAAGCUCUCGAGCGUCGCAUCCGCGAGAUGGAGGAGCGGUUGAAGAACAACAACGUCAACAAGCAAGCCGCAACACAGCCUGCUGCUGCCGCGGGAGAUGCUGCACCAGCAUUGUCAAAGGAAGCCCAAGAGAAGGCCAGGUCACGACCAGGUACGGCGCGCCAGAACCAGCCUCAUGCCCCGUCUUCGGCGAACAUGCCGCCCACGCCUACUGCCAGCGAAGGUGAAUACGAAUUUGUCGGCAAGGAUGACCUUGACGACCACCCACCCCGACACUAG